Messenger RNA from Labeo rohita (rohu), 869 nucleotides. RefSeq lists its product as uncharacterized. The annotation marks the transcript as partial. The record is from RefSeq and is a predicted model, not a curated record. Lineage: Eukaryota; Metazoa; Chordata; Actinopteri; Cypriniformes; Cyprinidae. The transcript has 4 exons.
ACCAGCUCAUCUGUCAUUUUAUCACUGAACCAGUUUUGAAGAGUUUGACUUUUCAUAUUUGUGGACUGAAACCGUUGAAGAUGUUUCACAGAAUUUGGUUCUGUUUGUGGUGUCCGAUUGGUGUGUUUGGUGAGGAACUGAAGUUAGUGAAAAUGGGAGAUUCAGUCACUCUAAACUCUGGUCUUACUGAAAUAAUGGAUGAUGAUUGGAUUAAGUGGAGUUUUAAAUAUAAAAACAAUUUAAUAGCUGAAAUCAAUGUAACGGCCAACAUCAUGUCUGUAUAUGAUGAUGUUCUUGAUGGGAGAUUCAGAGACAGACUGAAGCUGGACAAACAAACUGGAUCUCUGACCAUCACAAACACCAGAAUGAAACAGGCUGGAAAUUAUGAACUGGAGAGCAAGAGUGUGGGGAAGACAUUCAGUCUCACUGUCAUUGAUGAAAUAUCAACAAAGGAGGGAGAUUCAGUCACUCUAAACUCUGAUCUUACUGAAAUAACGGAUGAUGAGAUUCAGUGGAAGUUUAGAGAAGAAAACACUUUAAUAGCUAAAAUCAAUAAAUGGGAUGAAAGAUUCACUGUAUAUGAUGAUGUUCUUGAUGGGAGAUUCAGAGACAGACUUAAGCUGGACAAACAAACUGGAUCUCUGACCAUCACAAACAUCACAACUGAACAUGCUGGAAAUUAUGCACUACAGAUCAACAGUAUGGGCAUACUUUUCUUUCUCGCUGUCUAUGAUGAAAUAUCAGUGAAGAAGGGAGAUUCAGUCACUCUAAACUCUGGUCGUACUGAAAUAAUAAAGAAUGAAGGAAUUGUGUGGCUUUAUAUGAAUGAAAUCAAUUUAAUAGCUGAAAUUAAUGAAAGGGACAACAGC